Molecule: messenger RNA, 2009 nt
Organism: Stylophora pistillata
Lineage: Eukaryota; Metazoa; Cnidaria; Anthozoa; Scleractinia; Pocilloporidae
Product: 5'-nucleotidase domain-containing protein 3
Molecular function (GO): 5'-nucleotidase activity
Source: RefSeq, a predicted model, not a curated record
UGGUCCAUUAUGGCGGGCUGUCGCCUUACUGGGGGCUUUAUUCGACGUAACCCUAAAUUUCUUGCUUGUUUUCAAGUUGCUCGUCGUAAGGUUCAAUCAAAAGCCGCGAGGAAUCUCGUGGAACUGGAAACUGUGUACAAUGAACGGAAAUGCUUCAUAAACGAGUCAAAAAAUUAUCCCUUGAUUGAUGAGCAAGCAAUCUUUGCCAACAAUGAGCUUGGCCUUCGUCACAUUGAGGUGUAUGGGUUUGAUUAUGAUUACACACUGGCCUCCUACUCCGACACACUACACUAUCUCAUUUAUGAUCUGGCAGUGAAAGAGCUGAUCUCUACUUAUGGGUAUCCAAGAGGGAUUGAAGGCAUAAAGUAUGACCCUUAUUUUGCCAUAAGAGGACUUCAUUUUGACACCAGCAGUGGUCUGUUGCUCAAAGUUGAUGCAUUCCACAACAUUAUGUUGGGUUCUGUUUAUAGGGGAUUACAGCCUGUACUUAAUGAUGAGGUGUUUAGAAUUUAUGAAGGAACACAUCUGGCCAUAACAAAGAUCAAUCCUUCCAAUUUUCUCAAUGGCCCAAGGCGGACUAUGCAUCACAUGAUUGAUCUGUUUUCAUAUCCUGAGAUGGUCCUCAUAUCCAACGUCAUUGAGUUUUUCCAACAAAGAGGUAUCCCUUAUGAUCCAGAGUAUUUGUUUCACGAUUGUCAGCAAGCUGUGCAAAAUGUUCACAAAUCAGGAAAGAUGUAUCAGGAAGUCAUCAAUGAUAUAGAUAAAUACCUUAAGAAGAGCUCUCAUCUAGGAGAACUACUCAACAGACUUGUUUUAUCAGGAAAAAUGCUCUUCUUAAUCACCAACAGUGGCUUUGAGUUUGUGAAGAAAGGUAUGGAUCACAUGAUUGGUAAAGGUUGGCGUGAUCUAUUUGAUGUGGUUAUAACACAAGCUCGCAAGCCUUCCUUUUAUCAUCAGCAGGCAUCAAGACCCUUUAGAUGCCUAGACACAAGACUCUAUCGUCCAAUGUGGCAGAAAGUUUCAGCUUUGUGUAAAGGACAAGUUUAUAUUGAAGGCAACAUUGAACAGUUCAUAAAGUUUACUGGCUGGUACGGUCCAAAUGUGCUCUACUUUGGUGAUCAUGUGUACAGUGACUUAAGAGAUCCUGUUCUUCACCAUGGGUGGAGAACUGGAGCCAUCAUUCCGGAACUAGAGUAUGAAAUCAAGAACGGCAACUCACUGGAGUUUCAGCGUUCAGUUGUGUGGCUGACCAAUCUUCAAGAUUUAAUCCUCCAACUAAAGGCUUUUCCUCCAUGCAGUAAACGGGCUCAACUUACAGAGGAGUGGAAACGAGAGAGAAGAGAAAUAAAGUUGAAGUUGAAAGCGCUGUUUAACCCCAGAUUUGGAAGUGUUUUCAGGACAUAUACCAACUCGACGUAUUUCACCCGCCGCUUAGUGCGGUUUGCUGAUCUUUACAUGUCGUCUGUUGAAAAUCUGCUUAAUUAUCCCCUGAACUACACCUUUUACCCACGAAGAGCUGCUCUUCCUCACGAGGCCGUGCUGGAUUUUAGAACCAAUCGAGUUCCGCAAAACCAGACAUGUCCGAACUCGAAGGACUAAGUGGUUAAGCUGAUCAUCAGAGGGCGGGUUUCAAUUGCGCAUGUCAUAAAAAACCAAACCCACAGCAAACUAUUUAGUAUAUUGGGGUUGAAGAGUUAUGCGCCGAUCGAUUCGAAGCUUCAACUUCCUUCCCGGGCAACUCACGGGCACUUUACUCUUGUCCGUGCCGGCGGGUGGGUAAUUUUAACCUUGCCUGGCCAGGGUGAGGAGUUUGAACCGGAAGUGUCAAGUCUUUUUGGCGGAAUAACAAGCGUUUCAUCUUUUGAUAUGGAGGUUUUUAAAGGUUAAGAGUUCACUUUUGCGAGCGAAAGGCUCCGAAGAAUAAGUCUACAAGAUCUAGGUUCUAAAGCUUGGUCAAUGAGUAGAAAAUCAUGGUCGUUGAUUUUGCCUUGUACUGAAAAAAAAAAAAA